CCGGAAAAAAAAGAUGAAGCUUCUCAAAAAACUGGAAAUAUAUUAUCUCAAAUUUUAUCAGAUACAGGAAAUGUUGAUGAUAAUGCUUCAGCUUCAAUAUCUUAUACUGAAACUCGUACUGGCCCUGAUUACGAUAAUAUUUUAACUUCAACACCCCAUACCGAAGGACCAUUCGUGUUGGGUAGAUCAUUAACGCCCAUUGUUGGUAAUAAUUCAACAAGAAAUCUUGAAAAUUCUUCAACUAAACCCGAUGAUGAUUCAAACCGAAGAACUUCCACACCUAUCAGAGCACCCACACCUAUCAGAGCUUCUACACCUAUCACACCUAUGCAAAUUGAUGAUGAACAUUGUAACUUCGAAGAACAUAUGGAGUACCGUGAAGCUUUAGAGAAAUACUUCGCUGAACAUGCCAGUCAUUAUAUUGAAAAUCUUGGAAGAAAUACGUGGAUUUCCCUAUUCGAAUCAAAGUUAUUACCAGAAGAGUUAGCGGAGAAAGAAGAUUCAGAACAAAGUCCAGAGAUUUCGUCUAUAAUCGAAGAAUUGAGCGAUGCUGAUGAUGGUAAUAGUAGUAGUUACGAAGAAUUACUCAAGAGUUUAGAUUCGAAAUUCUCUUGA
Messenger RNA from Rhizophagus irregularis DAOM 181602=DAOM 197198, 615 nucleotides. NCBI's taxonomy places the organism in Eukaryota, Fungi, Glomeromycota, Glomeromycetes, Glomerales, Glomeraceae. The record is from RefSeq and is a predicted model, not a curated record.